This is a messenger RNA of Prorocentrum cordatum, 267 nucleotides long. The record is from the annotation of a GenBank genome assembly. NCBI's taxonomy places the organism in Eukaryota, Dinophyceae, Prorocentrales, Prorocentraceae.
ACCAAACUGUCGCUGGAGCCGGCCGCGGCGGACGGUGCGGCGCCCGUUAGCCGCACCGUUCAGCACACCGUGGCGCAGUGGCGGGAGUUGCUGCGGCACGAAGAGCUGAGGAGCCUCAUGCUGGUGAACUGCGUGUCCCUGGCGGCCCACGCAGGCCGCCGGAUGCACUCGCUCGAGAGCCUGCGGAGGUCCUGGGCCCGCGUCAUCCGCGGGAUGAGGCUCUGCGGGGCGUUCCCCCUGCCCACGCCGCCCCGUCGUGGGCUCUGA